Molecule: messenger RNA, 723 nt
Organism: Actinia tenebrosa (Australian red waratah sea anemone)
Lineage: Eukaryota; Metazoa; Cnidaria; Anthozoa; Actiniaria; Actiniidae
Product: zonadhesin
Molecular function (GO): protein binding
Source: RefSeq, a predicted model, not a curated record
AUUUCUCAUUUUAAGCUGUAUAUCAGUUGCAAACUCACAUUUUCUUUGCUAGAGAUCUCAAAGUCUUAAAGCUACCUUCUUACCUACAAGAUGGCUUUCUCUCACGGACUUGUCUUUGCGCCAGUGUUGAUUGCUUUUGCUUGCCUUUACUCGGGGGCUCGGUCACAAGAUGUAUGUGUCAUCUACGGAAAAACGUACAAGGCUGGGGAGAGUUUCAUAGAUGAAGGUUGCACCGCCAAAUGUCAGUGUCACUCGGGAGGUGGCAUAUCCUGUGUUUCUCUUUGCCCACCUAGCCGAGUAGCCUGUAAGGUUGGCGAAACGAUCAAAUACAAGAAAGAUCCCGUCGCUAGCAGUGAUGGGCGCUGCUUCUGCUCCGUUCCAUAUUGUGCAAAAGCCAACGUUUGUGAUGUCGAUGGCGUGAAGUACGAAGCUGGUCAACGCUUCACCAAUAAAGCUUGCACAGGUCAAUGUACUUGUCAUUCAGGCGGACAUAUCUCGUGCGUGUCCCUCUGUCCACCCCAUCAAAUUCUCUGUCCCCCAGGCAAAAAAGAGUCUUCUAAGAAAGUUCCAGCAGGCAACGAUGGGCGCUGUUUCUGUGAUUUUCCCAUCUGCGUUUAGCUCAGUGARGGAAAAAACUAACGAAGAUAUGAAGAAGUUACAUGAUACAAGCAGUAGAUGAUGAAUUGUAGAACCGAAUAGUGUAUUAAAAGGCAUAAAACGAUA